AUGUCGACUCCACCUGUGCUAGCGCGUAGUAUGGGGAACUGCAGCGAGUACAGCCCUGAAUGCAUCGGGCAAGGCCAAAAAAUACUUUUCUACACGGCAAUGCCUUUGAUAGUUUUUGGGAUGGCUGGCCACUUGUCUUGUACCACCAUUUUCUACGACGAGCAACUCAGCAGGGGAGGAAAUCAGGGCAAUAACGAUGGAGGAUCAAAAGUGUUUACCAAGUUCUUUUAUGACGUUGCAAACAUUAUCGUCCCUUCCGUUGCAGUCUUAGGGCUCCCCUACGUUAAUCCGUGGUCCCUACGGUUCGGUAUUCCGGCCAUAUGUGCUCUUGUCGCCACUUUCCUAUUUUCGACUACCUUGCGUCGUCUGAACAAGUACAAUUUAAAGCCGAAGGGAAGCCCUGUGACGAUAUUCAUCCGAGUGUUUGUGGCCGCUGUUUCCAAGUUGCUUUAUACAAUCCCCACGGAUGCUAAUGAACUAUUUGAGGUCCGGAAUUCUCAACUUGCUCUGCUCCCCCAUUCGGGGAGCCUCAGGUGUUUGGACAAGGCGGCAAUCGUAAUACCUACAAAACCUCUGGAAGAACAAGAAAAUAAUGCGUGGGGGCUUUGCAGGGUGACAGAAGUGGAGGAGACGAAAACCAUCGUAUGCAUGAUUCCUGUAUGGAUGACUUUCAUCUUUUGCGGUGUUGUAACAGCAUUAGUAUUCACGUACUUCAUCGAGCAAUUAAACCACAUGAACCCGAAAGUCGGGCGCCUCAAGGUUCCCAUUGUAGCCUUCCUUUGGUUACACCAGCAAAUCACAAAAAAAUGUGCCAACUUUUGUACUCGCCUUUAUCAUUCAAUAGGCGUCCGCAAACCAGGGUCGGAAAAGAUAGCUCCUACAAUGGGGAUUGCGGUAUCGAUGAUACUCGCGAUACUUUGCUGCAUAACUGCCGCUAAAGUGGAGAACCGAAGGCUUGGGGUUGCCCGAAGGCACGGUUUAGUCGAUAAGCACGACGAAAGAUUGCCUAUGACCAUGUUUUGGUUGCUUCCGCAGUUUGUUUUACUCGGGGCGUCUGACGGGGUUUUAAUCUCAAGCGGCUAUUACUUCUUCACCGACGACCAAGCGCCAUUUGCGAUGCAGAGGUACUUGCCCCUUUACAAUAGAUUUGUUUCGGGUGUCGGGAUUCUCACGAGCAUUUUGACGGUGUUUGUCGUGGGGAGGAUAAGCGAAAAGGGAGGGAAGACCAACUGGUUUCAACACAGCAUUAAUGCAAGUAGAGUUGAUAAGUACUAUUGGACAUUGGCUUGGUUGAUGGGUGUCAAUCUCGUAAUAUUUGUAGUCGUGGCGGUACUUUAUCGGUACAAGGAAUCGAAAUUGAAAAGAGAAGAACCGCGUACACGUAGUCGUGUGACUAAUAAUGCACUCCACUGCGGUCAUUCAACUUCAACCUCAAACUGGACCUGCAACAUCACCUGCAACUGCUGCUGCUGGAAUUUUGAAUAUAAUUCUUGA
Molecule: messenger RNA, 1494 nt
Organism: Erythranthe guttata (spotted monkey flower)
Lineage: Eukaryota; Viridiplantae; Streptophyta; Magnoliopsida; Lamiales; Phrymaceae
Source: RefSeq, a predicted model, not a curated record